Aspergillus alliaceus is the source of this 4086-nucleotide messenger RNA. Its product is annotated as putative ABC multidrug transporter. The coding region runs from base 1 to 4086 and encodes 1361 amino acids. The transcript has 14 exons. Gene Ontology annotation, molecular function: ABC-type transporter activity; ATP binding; ATP hydrolysis activity. The record is from RefSeq and is a predicted model, not a curated record. Lineage: Eukaryota; Fungi; Ascomycota; Eurotiomycetes; Eurotiales; Aspergillaceae. Gene Ontology annotation, biological process: transmembrane transport. Gene Ontology annotation, cellular component: membrane.
AUGGAUACACCAUCCUCCGGCACCGUCGACUUGGAAUGCGGUGGUGGUGCGAUUCGCAAACGUUUAACCCUCACAUUUCGUAACCUGAAUGUCCGAGUCACGGCCCCCGAUGCAGCUCUGGGCGACACCCUGUUGUCAUACGCCGAUCCGCGACAAGUCCUGGAUAUCUUUCGCAAGGGUCGACAGCACAAAAGAACCAUCCUGAAGGACAUCAGUGGGCAAGUGAAACCGGGUGAAAUGCUGCUGGUAUUGGGUCGCCCUGGCGCUGGAUGUACCUCUCUUCUCCGAGUCCUGUCAAAUGACCGGGACUCAUUCGACGAAGUCACUGGAGAGACUCGGUACGGAAGCAUGGACCAUAAAGAGGCAAGGAAGUUCCGACAGCAAAUCAUGUUCAACAAUGAAGACGACAUCCAUUUUCCAACUUUGACGGUUAACCGGGCCAUGAAGUUUGCCUUAAAGAACAAGGUGCCGAGGGAGCGUCCUGAACAUCUCCAAGACAAAAAGGAAUACAUACAGAACACGAGGGACGACAUUCUGGAGUCCCUAGGAAUCGCCCAUACCAAAAAGACGCUGGUGGGAAACGAAUUUAUUCGUGGUGUAUCUGGUGGAGAGAGGAAGCGCGUUUCUUUAGCCGAAGUAAUGGCUGGGCAGAGUCCCGUUCAGUUCUGGGAUAAUCCAACUCGCGGUCUUGAUUCCAAGACUGCAGUCGAGUUCGCACGCCUCCUUCGCCGUGAAGCAGACGAAAACGACAAGACAAUUGUGGCCACUAUGUAUCAGGCAGGAAACGGCAUCUAUGAUGAGUUUGACAAGAUCUUAGUACUGGCGGAGGGGCGUGUCAUCUAUUACGGGUCCCGGACUAUGGCACGGACAUAUUUUGAGGAUAUGGGAUUUGUUUGCCCGAAAGGCGCCAACAUUGCCGACUUCUUGACUUCAGUAACGGUGCUUACCGAACGUAUUGUUCAACCUGGGAUGGAAGAAAAGGUCCCUAAUACCCCAGAAGAGUUCGAGUCCCACUUUCUUGCAAGCGCCAUUAGUACUCAAAUGCUGGACACCAUUGAGCCGCCGGAAAAGUUGAACCACGAAAAGGACGACCUAUCCAUGGCAGUAGCUAGCGAGAAGAAGAAGAAGCACCUUCCCCGUCCUCAGAGUGUGUACACAACUAGUCUCCGGGACCAAAUCAUUGCUUGCACAGUUCGACAAUUUCAAAUCAUGGCAGGAGAUAAGCUCUCUCUUGGGAUCAAGAUUGUCUCCGCCAUUCUGCAAGCCCUAGUGUGUGGUAGUUUGUUCUACAAUCUCAAAUUGGAUAGCUCCUCUAUCUUUCUUCGGCCGGGUACGCUCUUCUUUCCUUGUCUUUACUUCCUCCUUGAGGGUUUGUCCGAAACAACUGGUGCGUUUAUGGGUCGUCCAAUUCUGUCCCGACAAAAGCGUUUUGGCUUCUACCGUCCCACAGCAUUUUGUAUCGCCAACGCUAUUACGGAUAUUCCAGUCGUUAUUGUACAGAUCUCCUGCUUUUCCUUAAUCCUUUACUUCAUGUCUGCACUGCAGAUGGACGCGGGGAGGUUCUUUACCUACUGGAUCAUCCUUAUUGCACUGACGUUGUGCUUCAUGCAGCUCUUCCGGGCUGUUGGUGCGCUAUGCAAGCAAUUCGGAAAUGCUUCCAAGAUCUCGGGAUUGCUCUCCACUGUCUUCUUUGUUUAUGGAGGCUAUCUCAUUCCUUUCGACAAGAUGCACGUUUGGUUCCGUUGGAUCUUUUAUCUCAACCCUGGCGCAUACGCUUUUGAAGCCCUCAUGGCGAAUGAAUUUGUGGGAUUGAAGCUGAAGUGUAUUGCGCCUGAUUACCUUCCCUACGGUAGUGGAUAUCCAGAGUCAUCAUCCGCCGACCGUGGCUGCUCUGUGUUGGGAAGUGAUGAGGAUGGACUGAUCGAUGGGGCAACGUAUAUUCGGGAACAGUACCACUACUCGGUUCAUCAUAUCUGGCGAAGCUUCGGUGUUAUCGUUGGCAUGUGGGCAUUCUUCAUCUUUCUGACCGCCAUGGGCUUCGAAAAGCUUAACAACCAGGGAGGUUCAUCGGUACUUCUCUACAAACGGGGGAGUCAGAAGGAGCGCACUUCGGACAUGGAGAGCAAUCAGCAAGUCAGCCCCCAGCCAACAGCGGAUACUGGAGCUCUUACCCAGACUGUUAAGCAGUCAACCUUUACGUGGAAUCAUCUGGACUACCAUGUGCCUUUCCAUGGCCAGAAGAAGCAGUUGCUGGAUCAGGUGUUUGGCUAUGUAAAGCCUGGAAAUCUUGUCGCACUCAUGGGUUGUUCAGGUGCGGGAAAAACUACGUUGCUAGACGUGUUGGCUCAACGCAAAGACAGUGGUGAAAUCUAUGGGUCCAUCCUGAUUGAUGGCCGUCCUCAGGGGGUCAGUUUCCAGCGGACUACUGGCUACUGUGAGCAGAUGGAUGUCCACGAAGCGAGUGCCACCGUCAAGGAAGCUCUAGAAUUUUCGGCCCUUCUUCGGCAACCCGCUUCAGUUCCUCGCGAAGAGAAAUUGGCGUACGUAGACAGCAUCAUUGACCUACUGGAGCUGCGCGACAUUCGUGACGCUCUUAUCGGAGUUCCCGGCGCUGGCCUCAGCAUCGAGCAGCGGAAGAGAGUUACACUAGGCGUUGAGCUGGUGGCAAAGCCGACUCUACUAUUUCUUGAUGAACCCACAUCAGGUUUAGACGGUCAAUCGGCGUACAACAUUAUUCGCUUCUUGAGAAAAUUAGUGGAUAAUGGCCAGGCUGUCUUGUGCACCAUUCACCAGCCUUCUGCAGUAUUGUUUGAUGCAUUUGACUCAUUGCUUCUCCUGGCUAAGGGAGGUAAAAUGGCAUACUUUGGCGAGACUGGCAAGGAUUCCAUGAAGGUCUUGGAUUAUUUUGCAAGGAAUGGUGCUCCCUGUGCACCUGAUGUCAACCCAGCCGAACAUAUUGUCGAGGUCAUUCAGGGCGAUACUGAUAAAAAGGUUGACUGGGUCGAUGUGUGGAACCAGUCCGAGGAGCGUCAACGAGUCAUCACCGAAUUGGAAGCUUUGAACAGUGAUCGUAAGGCGAAUACACAGGAGGAGGAAAACCAAUCCGACUUUGCAACUUCGCACUGGUUCCAAUUCAAGAUGGUCUUGCAUCGUCUUAUGAUUCAAUUGUGGCGGUCACCGGAUUACGUUUGGAACAAGAUAUUUCUACACGUCUUUGCGGCUCUUUUCAGCGGUUUCACGUUCUGGAAAAUGGGCAAUGGCACAUUUGAUCUACAGCUGCGCCUCUUUGCAAUCUUCAACUUCAUCUUUGUCGCUCCAGGCUGUAUUAAUCAGAUGCAGCCGUUUUUUCUGCACAACCGUGAUAUUUUCGAAACCCGCGAGAAGAAGUCCAAAACCUAUCACUGGCUCGCUUUUAUAGGUGCUCAAGCCGUCUCGGAGAUUCCAUACCUAAUCAUUUGUGCCACUCUCUACUUUGCCUGCUGGUAUUUCACUGCUGGAUUCCCUGUCGAGGCCGGCAUCUCUGGCCAUGUAUAUCUGCAGAUGAUCUUCUACGAGUUCUUGUACACUUCUAUCGGCCAGGCUAUCGCCGCCUACGCCCCCAAUGAAUACUUUGCCGCUAUCAUGAACCCGAUCCUCAUCGGUGCUGGACUGGUCUCCUUCUGUGGUGUCGUCGUUCCUUACGCCCAGAUGCAGCCCUUCUGGCGCUACUGGAUGUACUACCUGGACCCGUUUACGUACCUGGUAGGCGGGUUGCUUGGAGAAGUCCUCUGGGACGUGAAGGUGCAGUGUAAAGCCUCCGAGCUCGUUCAUUUUAGUGCGCCAUCCGGCCAGACUUGCGGCCAAUACAUGGCCGACUUUCUUUCCGAGCAAGCGGGCUACCUCCUCGAUCCGAACUCGACAUCAAGCUGCUCUUUUUGUCAAUACUCCACUGGUGCUGAUUAUGCGAAGACUUUUAACCUGAGAGAGAAGUACUAUUCCUGGAGAGAUACUGGAAUCACCGCACUAUUUUGCAUCACUUCGUACGGACUUGUGUUCUUGAUGAUGAAGCUGAGGAGUAAGAAGACGAAGAGUGCGAGGUCGGAGUGA